UUCUCCACUUUAUAAAUAUACCUUUUCAGUCACGCUUAACGACUACACAUCAACCGUCGUUUUAUUUUUCCUCAAGACGAAAAUGAGUCAGGAACAACCAAGACGACCACAACCUGAAGACCAAGAGCCCAUCAAAUAUGGCGACGUAUUCCAAGUCUCCGGCGAAAUAGCCAACAAACCCAUCACCCCACAAGAUGCCGCAACCAUGCAAACCGCCGAGAACAUGGUUCUAGGUAAAAUCCAGAAAGGCGGACCUGCCGCUGUCAUGCAGUCAGCUGCUUCGGUCAAUGAGAGCCGCGGCGUCGUAAGCCAUUACGACGUAACUAGCGCCACCGGAGAUCAAGGUGUCACUGUAUCCGAAGCUGUAGUCGCCGGUCAUCACAUCGUAACCGAGUCUGUCGGCGGAGAGGUGGUGGGACAAUACGUAGGAACCAAUAAGGCGUCAUCUCCUGCUCCGCCGAUCUCCGGCGGUGACGAUCAGGUUACAAUUGGAGAAGCACUGGAGGCUGCUGCCAUAUCUGCUGGAGAGAAACCGGUAGACCAGAGUGAUGCUGCAGCCAUACAAGCGGCGGAAGUCCGAGCAACCGGUCGUAUGCAGGUGGUACCGGGUGGCGUGGCAGCGAAAGCUCAGGCUGCGGCCUCUCAGAACGCCCGAACUAUGCGUGAUGAGGACAAGACAAAGCUUGGAGAUGUGUUGAUGGAUGCGAGUACAUUGCUGCCGAGAGACAAAGCAGUGACGAGGGAGGAUGCUGAGGGGGUGAUUGGGGCGGAGAUUAGGAACCAGCCGGAGUUGGCUACGUACCCUGGUGGGGUUAGUGCGUCGAUGGCGGCAGCGGCCAGGCUCAACCAGAAGUGAAGUGUGUAUGUAUAUAUAUGUGGUGCACGUCAGCACGCGGUUGUUUUUGUGUGUGAUAUGAGGUCGACAUAAUCUGACUUGUAUGAAACUAUAUAUAUAAAUGUCAUCUUUAAGCAUAAACAUACAACUAUGUCUUUUC
This is a messenger RNA of Lactuca sativa (garden lettuce), 995 nucleotides long. Its product is annotated as late embryogenesis abundant protein D-34. NCBI's taxonomy places the organism in Eukaryota, Viridiplantae, Streptophyta, Magnoliopsida, Asterales, Asteraceae. The record is from RefSeq and is a predicted model, not a curated record.